Molecule: messenger RNA, 537 nt
Organism: Columba livia (rock pigeon)
Lineage: Eukaryota; Metazoa; Chordata; Aves; Columbiformes; Columbidae
Product: olfactory receptor 14J1-like
Exons: 2
Biological process (GO): G protein-coupled receptor signaling pathway
Cellular component (GO): membrane
Molecular function (GO): odorant binding; olfactory receptor activity
Source: RefSeq, a predicted model, not a curated record
CUGCACUACGGGACCCUCCUGGGCAGCAGAGCUUGUGUCCACAUGGCAGCAGCUGCCUGGGCCACUGGGUUUCUCAAUGCUCUGCUGCACACGGCCAAUACAUUUUCACUGCCCCUGUGCAAGGGCAAUGCCCUGGGCCAGUUCUUCUGUGAAAUCCCCCAGAUCCUCAAGCUCUCCUGCUCACACUCCUACCUCAGGGAACUUGGGCUUAUUGUGUUUAAUCUCUUAGUAGUAUUUGGGUGUUUUGUGUUCAUUGUGGUGUCCUAUGUGCAGAUCUUGAGGGCCGUGCUGAGGAUCCCCUCUGAGCAGGGACGGCACAAAGCCUUUUCCACCUGCCUCCCUCACCUGGCCGUGGUCUCCCUGUUUGUCAGCACUAUUAUGUUUGCCUACCUGAAGCCCCCCUCCAUAUCCUCCCCAUCCCUGGACCUGGUGGUGUCUGUUCUGUACUCAGUGGUGCCUCCAAGCGACCAGGUGAGUUUCUUCAAGGUCUUCAUUCAGGUUUGCGUCGACUCCAUCACAGCACAGGAGGGAGAGUAA